Messenger RNA from Didymella exigua CBS 183.55, 1092 nucleotides. RefSeq lists its product as uncharacterized. The record is from RefSeq and is a predicted model, not a curated record. The transcript has a single exon. NCBI's taxonomy places the organism in Eukaryota, Fungi, Ascomycota, Dothideomycetes, Pleosporales, Didymellaceae. Bases 157 to 978 code for a protein of 273 amino acids.
GACUUGAUGAGGCUUUUGCUAAGGUAGUCGCCAAUGCGAUAGUCAGCAAUGAGUACAUAGGUAGGGCAACCCGCGCCAGCGUGAAGAGCCCCUCCACAGCCAUUACCCAAGCCACCACAUAGUAGCAUAACACACAAAACUGUAUCCGCAUGCAAAAUGUUCGAUAGAAUACGCGACAAAGCUCACGGUCGCGAUGAAAAGGGACCUUCCUUUGAUGGCACUCAGCAACAGCAAGCACCCCAACCUGCGCCGGCCUACGUAUUAUCUUCAUCCUACCAGUCACCUCCGCCGUUCCAAACCCACUUUGCUUCCAUGUCGAUGCACUCAACAGACGAUCUGCGCUUCCUACGCUUUCCACCCCAAGUAGUCGACCAAUGCCGCAAGAUAGUUUUGAGCGUCUGGCGCGGCGGUAUCCAGAAGGAAGGUAUGUACGGCAGUUCGCAAGAGUUCAAGCUGUCAGGCUAUCCCUGGUCUGCUAUGGGCUCUGAUGCCAUGGAUGCACGUCGCCUGAUUGCUGCCCUGCUUGGAACGCUGCACAGUAUGGGUUGGGUUCUGACGUUGAAUACGGAUGUAAGCAAGAGUCUCAACGACAAGGACACGCUCCUCUUCCGCUACCAGUCACCAGCGCCUGCUCCGUGCGAUUGGUGCAGCAUAAGCUUCUCGCGGAGCGACAGGAUCCGUUUGGUCGAUAUGUCGCCCGAAGUAUGCCAGGCGCUGCCUGCCAGACUCGGUCAAGAGUGGGUAAGCAAGGUCAGCCAGUAUGGGCCUGGUAUUCAGGAGAUCAAGUUCCAUGGCUACCCAUGGGCUGCAGGAGGAAAGGAGACGAUGAGAGUUCGUGAGAUACUGCUCACUAUGCUGAGCGUGUUGGAGGAAGAGGGCUGGACGGUGUAUGCGAGCAUUGAUCAGAGCGCGUCUGGAGGCAGCCAGAACACAUCUGAGACUGACACAGUGAGUCCUAUCUUGACGAUAAUUCAGUGAUAUUCGUUCGCUGACUCGAGCAGUGGCAUCUCUGCCGACCCAAGGGUUGGAUUCGAGGGCAGCCUGUGUAUCACGGUCGAUGAUAGGGUUUUCUGUCUGACUGCACUCAAGUGU